This is a messenger RNA of Orbilia oligospora ATCC 24927, 1584 nucleotides long. RefSeq lists its product as uncharacterized. The transcript is spliced from 5 exons. Lineage: Eukaryota; Fungi; Ascomycota; Orbiliomycetes; Orbiliales; Orbiliaceae. Bases 1 to 1584 code for a protein of 527 amino acids. The record is from RefSeq and is a predicted model, not a curated record.
AUGGCGCAUCGAUAUUCGGUGAGAUAUGAACCUAUCCAAACAACGGAUCAACCGGGCCUGGAAGUUGUCGACUCUCCUCCGCCGCCACCACCCGAGAAAUUAUUCCAACAGCUCCAACACCUGUCCAACGAUCCUGCUCAGUCGACACCUAUCCCGGUAGCCAGCUUAGGAGGAAAUUAUCCUGGGCCGCCGCCGCCGCCGCCGCCGCCACCCAAUCCCUAUGCACAAGAAGGGGGAUAUGAGCAUCCGCAAUUCAACGGUGCCCCACCGAUGCCAGAGAAAGAAGGCCGGAUAUGCGGUCUGAAGAGAUGGGUGUUUUUCGUUCUGAUCUUGGUCGCUGUCGUAGUCGUAGCUGGUGCGGUCGGUGGCGGUGUCGGUGGCGCUCUUGCAGGAAAGAACAACAAUAAUAAUAAUAGUGCUGAGGCCAAUAAUGGUCAGACAUCAACUACCAGUACGGGAGGCUCUGCUACAAGUACAAGUGCAGGUCCGACUAGCACUACGAGCGCUCCACCAAGACUUCCAACACCGGGAACAUUUGCUGCUGUCAAAUCCUCGGAUCCAAAUCAAGAAAAUUACAAUAGUCUUACAUAUAUUUUCCAGGAUAUCAACACUCCGGAUAUUUGGAUGUGGACUAUAAUUCGAGGCCAGGAUUGGAUUCAAAUCGGAAAACUAGAGGGUUUAAAUCCACCACCGCGUCCGAACUCUUCUAUCGCGGCUGUUCAGGCACCAGAUGGAGAUACUAUUUCUCUUUAUUACACUGCAGAAAAUGGGACUCUAUACGACGCUAUUGGCAGCCCGCAGGGCACCAGAUGGAGAAUGGGUACUCUAGCUCCACUUACCAACUACGGUGUCCUUGUAUCAGAAGGAUCAGGUAUCGGAGCCUCCUGGUGGGGUAACAAGAACGACAACGGGCCUGGCUAUCGAAUUCGUAUAUACUAUGUUGACAGUGCGGCAGCCCGCGUUCGAGAACUUGCGUAUGAUGCAAACAAGACCCCGAAGUGGUUCAUUACCGAUCAACAGUUGGAAACAUGUUCACCACAAGCCAAGAUUACUAUCGCACACUUGCCGCCAGAGAACUCAACAAGCACUAGGCAAGAAACGGCACAUCUAUUUUAUGAGGAUAGAAAUGGAAAUAUAAGGCAUUUUCCUGGCUAUGAUGGAACCUGGGAUAGUUCAUAUGCGGAAACUAUCCAGCAAUCCUCAAUCCCGCCUGGCGCCUACAUCACCGCUAGCCUCUACGUCAAUCAAGCCUCAAAUCAUACUAUCCGUCUAUGGUAUCUGGACGAAUCUUCCCGUCUAAGCUACAUCGGUGGUCUGGGCCAAUCUAAAAAGGCAUUCCCAGAUUUCGACAACCUCGGAACCUUCGAUAAUCGAGAAGUUGUCAGCAGUGGCACUACAAGGUACAUCAGCUUAGGCGAAAUUGAAGGAGGCUCAUUAGCAGUCGUUGGCUGGGUUGAAGGCGGAGAACAAGUCCGAGUAUACUACCAAGGUAGCAUAAGAGGGAAUGCAGGCAAAAACGCUGCCGUAGAAAUUGCGGGUACUCUUGGGUGGCAGACCAAGGUUUUAGAAAUCGAGGAGUUGUAG